Molecule: messenger RNA, 3181 nt
Organism: Rhipicephalus microplus (southern cattle tick)
Lineage: Eukaryota; Metazoa; Arthropoda; Arachnida; Ixodida; Ixodidae
Product: WD repeat-containing and planar cell polarity effector protein fritz
Biological process (GO): nervous system development; establishment of protein localization; cilium organization
Cellular component (GO): axonemal basal plate
Molecular function (GO): protein binding
Source: RefSeq, a predicted model, not a curated record
UCAAAGCGGUUCAAACCAAAGUUGUUCAAACUUUGUUUUGAGACGUGGGGAGUUCAGAACUACCGCUUUUGACAGUGACACAGUUCAGAUGCGACCACGUGCGUGGUGUUUUGGUUCCUUGGUGCAGUAGUUGCCGCAGUCUCCUGUUGUUGACAUAGCGGCUCAUUUAUCACAAUGGUGUCCCUGCUGUGCGAGCUGCAGUUUUGGACCAUGAAAGAUGACGUCGAUGUCAAAGGCAGUGAUCUUGGAUGCUUCAAGCUUUACGACAAAGGUGACGUGGAUACAGAAGAGCUGUACAUCGAUGCGAAGGAGGCAUAUGCCAAAGCCAAGGGUAUCAUGUGGACUCCGUCCAACAAGCGACCUGAGAAACUGCGAGAAUGCAUCUGGGAGUUUGAGGAUAUCAUGAAUGCCCAAAAGUGUAUUAGUGCAAGAUGGAUUACACCUGGGCUGUUGCAGUUUUUCUUUCAAAGUGGUGUCUGCGUCUUCGUCCAAGUUGACCCCGACUCGUGCAAGCUUCGCAGGGUCAGCGUUGACCGAUACCUCGUUGGCAAGCUUGCUUCGGAGCAUGUCACUGACGCUAUUCUGGAAAACCACAGCCUGCUGAUUUCGUAUUACGAGCCCAAGAUGACUUACGCCUGUUUCGGGAAGCCGCUGAUCGGGACAGACAGCGUGCGCAAGCUGUCCUCCGUCGACGCCAAACUUGUCACGUUUGACAUCCUGGGAUUGCCGGGACGGCGUCUCGAACGAAAGUUGAGCCUCAAUUCACUGAAAGACUGGGUGUUGAACUGGUGGUCGGUAGGUGACGGGGAGGUGUGGCCCUGGAUGCCGUCGACAUCCAAUCGGGAAAGAUCGAACAUGGUUGUCUAUGCGUUGAAUGGACCCAACAUUGAGUUGCUCACCUAUGGAAGAAUAGACAAGGUUCCAGUUUUGGUGUCUUUCAGUCAGUACCAGUCGAACAAACUCCUGAUUGUCGAAGAGGAUGCUUCUCGUGGUGGCAGCGUCGCCGUUGACGUCUGUGUGUACGAGCUUGGCAGAGGAAAGUUCGAAAGGGUUUCCAUGAUAUCGAUCUCUUUACAAGGUCGUGUGGUGACGUCACAAUGGAAUAAUGCAGAAGACAAGCUUGUGCUACUGUGUGAUGACGCAUCCUUGGUUCUCUACGAUGCUGUGCGACAGACCACACACUUCACCACGACUUCUUUCGUUGGAACAAAAGUCACCUGGCAUCCGAGCGGCUCUGUUGUGUUUUUUGCCUCAGAAGAAGGACAGCUUCAGUGCUUCGACACAGCGCUGUCCACAAUACAGCUGAGGCUUAAUGAUGAGUCCGCUACUGCGGCGCCGACACUGAAUGUGGGCUCCUAUCUCAGCAACGGUGGUUCCUUGCAUCGGUUGAUGUGGCAGUCAAGCGGAGACGCCGUCUUCCGCUGCCCGACGGCUGCCACCUUCAACUGUGCUGCCUUGUUGUUUGACGGUGGCCCUCUGGCCAUCCUCAAGUUACCACUCGGCCUGCUCACCAGAGGGCAGCUGGGACCACUUGAGCUUGUAUCAGAAUACUUGAAGCACCUGCAGAUUGAUGAGGCCGUUCACCUCCUGUUGAGCCUUGACUGGGGCCGUGUUGCAGAGCUGACCUUCCUGUGCCUCGGCAAGAUAGUCAACUACCUGCUUCGACAGCCCCUGGAUUCUAAACGCGAAGUUCAGCUGGAGACAGCGCUGGGAAGCUUCUAUGGUCCUGCUCAGCCAAUACCGGACUCGGUUGUUGCCGAAUAUGGCGUUCGCAUCAGCCACCUGGCAAGGCGAUUCUUUCAUCAUCUCUUGAGGUUUGACAGGCUGGAAAAAGCUUUUCUUCUGGCAGUUGACUUGGGGUACUGGGAUCUCUUCAUGGACCUACACAACGUUGCCAAGAAAAAAGGAGAAAACGGUUUGGUGGAGGUUGCCCUGCGACGCGCAAACGCCCUGAAGCCAAGCCGAGCACUUUCUGAGUGCGAUUCGAACGACUGUGACUCCUCAAGUGAGCUCACCGACGAUUGCUGUUCGAGCGAUGACGGAACUCGCUGCACUCCAGCUGUGGCUGUGGCGUCGUGCUCGGGCGCCGCGGGUUUUUCGGAACCGGGCCGCCUAAGAUUGCCUCCGCAAGGCCAUUCAGCGGGUCCGCGACCAUCCGGGCCAGCUGCUUUCGCAGCAAGUGACACCGGUACUAGUGGUUACCACUGGCCACCACCGCGAGCGGUGCCGGUAACGCCAGCGGCCGAAGAAGACCUCAUCGACCUGAGCGAUGACUAUGAGUGCACGUCGGAAGGCGUGCGGGUCGCCGUGCCGAUCAUCGACCCUUUGGUUCCGCAGACGUUUGCUUCAGCGUCAAUGCAGCAGUCCGUCAUAAGACCCAUCCCGAGAAUCCAGCCGAUCGACCCGAGAGGAGCUCCAACGGGGCUGAGCUCCGUCAGAUCCGAAGCCUACAACGAAACGUCCGGCACCCCUCGUUUCGAAGAGGGCCAUCUCAGGGCUGUGCCGCUAUCGCCGCCCAGAGCUCCAGCCGCUGCUGCAAGCCGGGCUUCUCUGGAUGGUGAGGGAUCCGGGGAGGAAUUAUUGCAAGGGCAAGCCAUUCAGUGCAUUCACUUCGGAGUCGUCUAGCAGUGGAUGGAGCGUGAAGAUGGCAGCCACAAAUCAAAACCAAAGACAAAAAUGCAGGAGAUGGUUUUCUGUGGAGAUGCAUGUGCAUAUUUAUAUUCUUGAAUAGCUAAUGUGUGUGUGUGCAACAUGGUCAAAUGAAUUUGGCUCCUGUGAGGAGCAGUUUAUAUUACCUAAUUCAGCUGGUGGUUUAAAGACUUAACACCUUUUAACGAAAGAUGAUGCACAAAGAAUGAUCUAAUCCUUAAAUUUUCAAAAUUUAGUGUCUUUGUUAUGAGUGACAGGAUCAUAGAUUAAUCAUUGUUGUUAAAGAGAAAGCAUAAUGCACCACGAAGCAAAAAGUUCAGCAACUGUCUGGCAAGCUUUGCUGUGACCAGGUGAUGGCAAGAGAACUUGUCACCGAGUGAUGAUGUCAUCACAUCAUGUCAAGGGACGUCACAUGGCAUACUAGACAUAGACGUAGUCAUCACAUCCAGGCGUUCUGUGCAUUCACAUGCAUUGCACUUAAGGAGACUUCAGUGCCGGUGGAACUUUUUAGUUGUCAUUUCCAAAAUUGUAG